This is a messenger RNA of Dictyostelium discoideum AX4, 1620 nucleotides long. RefSeq names its product chaperonin containing TCP1 zeta subunit (gene cct6). The record is from RefSeq and is a predicted model, not a curated record. Gene Ontology annotation, biological process: protein folding. Gene Ontology annotation, molecular function: ATP binding; ATP-dependent protein folding chaperone; ATP hydrolysis activity. The transcript is spliced from 3 exons. The coding region runs from base 1 to 1620 and encodes 539 amino acids. Lineage: Eukaryota; Evosea; Eumycetozoa; Dictyosteliales; Dictyosteliaceae. Gene Ontology annotation, cellular component: cytoplasm.
AUGUUGAGUAUGAUUAAACAACAAGGAGCAGCAGCAGACUCUAGAAGAGGUCAAGCAUUGUUGCUCAAUAUUUCAGCAGGUAAAGGUUUACAAAAUGUCUUAAAAACCAAUUUAGGACCAAGAGGUACACUCAAAAUGUUAGUUGGUGGUGGUGGUGAUAUUAAAUUAACUAAAGAUGGUAAAGUUUUAUUACAUGAAAUGCAAAUUCAACAUCCAACAGCAGCAUUAAUUGCACGUACAGCAACAGCACAAGAUGAUAUUACUGGUGAUGGUACAACAACUAAUGUUAUUACAAUUGGUGAAUUAUUAAAACAAUCAGAACGUUAUUUACAAGAGAAUAUUCAUCCAAGAAUUAUUGCAGAAGGUUUUGAAUUAGCAAAAGAUCGUUGUUUAGCAUUUUUAGAGGAAUUCAAACAAACCUCACAAGAUACAUUGGAUAGAGAAUUAUUGAUUUCAAUUGCAAAAACAUCAUUAAGAACUAAAUUACCAGCAGAUUUAGCUGAUCAAUUAACUGAACAAGUCGUUGAUGCUCUCUUAUUAAUUCAUAAACCUGAACAACCAUUAGAUUUAUUCAUGGUUGAAAUUAUGACUAUGCAACAUAGAACCGAUGGUCAUUGUUCAUUAAUCAAAGGUUUGGUUUUAGAUCAUGGUACACGUCAUCCUGAUAUGCCAAAGAAAUUAACAAAUUGUUUCAUUUUAACUUGUAAUGUUUCUUUAGAAUAUGAAAAAACUGAAGUUAAUGCAAACUUUUUAUAUAAAGAUCAUGAAACUAGAUCAAGAAUGAUUGAUGGUGAACAUAAAUUAGUUGCAGCAAAAUGUAGACAAAUUAUAGAGUUAAAGAAUCAUGUUUGUGAUACACCAGAUAAGAAUUUCGUUGUUAUCAAUCAAAAAGGUAUUGAUCCAAUUUGUUUGGAUAUGUUAGCAAAAGCAGGUAUAAUGGGUUUACGUCGUGCCAAACGUAGAAAUAUGGAGCGUUUAACAUUGGCAUGUGGUGGUACAGCAAUGAAUUCAUUGGAAGAUUUAACACCAGAUUGUUUAGGUCAUGCAGAUUUAGUUUAUGAACAAACCUUGGGUGAAGAGAAAUAUACAUUUGUUGAGGGUGUAAAGAAUCCAUUCUCUUGUACCGUUUUAAUUAAAGGUCCAACCAAGCAUCAAAUCGAACAAAUUAAAGACGCCCUUCGUGACGGUUUACGUGCCGUUAAGAACACAAUCGAAGAUAAAUGUGUUGUACCAGGUGGUGGUGCUUUCCAAAUCGCCGCUUAUGCUGAUUUAAUGAAAUUCAAAGAAACUAUCACUGGUCGUACCAAAUUGGGUAUUCAAGCAUUCGCCGAUGCUCUUUUGGUAGUUCCAAAAACUUUGGCUCAAAACUCUGGUUUCGAUCCAAUGGAUACCAUCAUUAAAUUACAAGAGGAAUACGCCAAGGGUCAUAUCGUCGGUUUAGAUGUUGAAUCAGGUGAACCAAUGGAUCCAGUAAGUGAAGGUAUUUUCGAUCAAUAUUCUGUAUUAAAACAAGUUUAUCGUUCUUCACCUGUUAUCGCUUCUCAAUUACUCCUCAUCGAUGAAAUUAUUAAAGCUGGUAAAGGUAUGAGAGGUUCUUCAGUUCCAGAAGGUCAAGAAUAA